UUCUGGCGAAGCUUCACCUUAAUUGAAGAUAUCCUCUCAGCCCCGCCCCGCCAACGAGCAUCUCAUGCGACGUCAGCGCUUGCCCUUGGCUCCGAAUCUACGAAUCUACCUCCUGCCCGACGCGAGACCGACCUUUCACUCACCCCGACAUCUACCUAUCUAGCCCCAAUCCGCCAGCCCCUACCUCGCGCGAACAGAGCUCUGCCGGUCCGUCCGUCCGCGAUGCCGGCGAUACGCUCGCACGGGGCCUCGUCGCGGCAGAAGAAGCCGCCGGCGGGGUUCGACGACAUCCGGGACGACCUCGAGGUGUUCGCGAUCAAGAUGAAGGACGCGCAGAACGCACCGCCGACGGCGGGCGGCGGCGUCGCGGCCCCGAAGCACCAGGCGCAGUGGCCCAUCUUCCAGAUCGCCCACCAGCGCAGCCGCUACGUCUACGAACUCUACUACGAGAAGGAGGCCAUCAGCCGCCCCCUCUACGACUGGCUGCUCAAGAACGGCUACGCCGACCCAAUGCUCAUCGCCAAGUGGAAGAAGCAGGGUUACGAAAAGUUGUGUUGCCUGCGCUGCAUCCAGACCAAGGAGACCAACUUCCAAUCGACAUGCAUCUGCCGAGUUCCGAAAGCCCAGCUGAAAGACGAGCAGGACGUCCAGUGCGUCAACUGCGGCUGCCGGGGCUGCGCGUCGAGCGACUGAGAGAGGGAGAGAGUUAGAGUCAGGGGGAUUUUAACAUUUCGUGUAUACGGAUUCGCUGGGCAUCACUUGUGGCAUUACGGCAUGGCGGCAUAGUGGCGGCGUUGGUGGUGGAUUCUCUCUUGGUAAUCGCGGUUGGGAUUCGUUCUACUGGUUUCUAUCAUCAAAC
Durotheca rogersii is the source of this 859-nucleotide messenger RNA. Its product is annotated as cell cycle control protein cwf14. Gene Ontology annotation, biological process: mRNA splicing, via spliceosome. Gene Ontology annotation, cellular component: nucleus; spliceosomal complex. The record is from RefSeq and is a predicted model, not a curated record. The transcript has 2 exons. NCBI's taxonomy places the organism in Eukaryota, Fungi, Ascomycota, Sordariomycetes, Xylariales, Xylariaceae. The coding region runs from base 223 to 693 and encodes 156 amino acids.